This is a messenger RNA of Tinamus guttatus (white-throated tinamou), 3117 nucleotides long. The record is from RefSeq and is a predicted model, not a curated record. Lineage: Eukaryota; Metazoa; Chordata; Aves; Tinamiformes; Tinamidae.
AUGAACUUAAAACGUGGCCUGGAGGAGCAGCCUCGUGGCUUCAAUUCAGUGGUGACGAGUCGCUGUUUACUCUCUCCACCCAGUGACUUCCUUCAGUCUCCAAAGCUAAGACCCUCUCAAGGAAUGCCAGUCAGCGACGAGUUGUUUUUUAGUAGAAAAAGGCCAUCAAGGAAUUUAUUUCAGAACCGGGUAGAUCUGAGCUCGGAACAUUCUUCUGUUUGCCCUGCAGGUGCUGUGGGCUCUCAUCAGCCACAUAUUUCAGGGAAAUGUGGGCAACUUGGCUACACACAGAUAAAUGGGAAGAGUGGUAGCGUGGACUCCGAGUUACAAUUUUUAGGAUUAAAUAAUGGUCAGCAAGAGAAAGGGCCGCCCCGGGGGCUCCGCUGCCCUUCCAGGACGGUCCUGGGGAGCUCCAGGGCGCUGCGCCCUGGGGAGAGGCAGCAGCACGAGGCCUUGGGGCUGCCCCUUGGGAAGGGGUUUCCGUGCCUUGCUCUGUGCCCUGCUCGUGGCCCUGGCGGGCGUGCGGGGCCGCGGCCCCGGGCCGAUGAAAGGCCGUCCGUGUCCGUCCGCGCGUCCCGCGGGCGCUCACGGCACGAGGGAUCCGUCGGGGCUUGUGUGUCCAUCCGAUCGCUGCGACAGGCCGGCUCGAAAUGCUCCUCCCGGGAGCUGCUGGGCUCGUUGCUAAAGCUUAUGCAGAGUUCGCUGAGAUCCCUGCGGAACAGCGCGGCCAAGAAGAGGGCCCAGCUGAGCAGCAGCGUUUCCGACCUGGAGAGCCCCGACUCCGCGCGCAGGCUCCGUGUCUCCGGGGGCUCCCGCGCGUCCUCCCCGAGCGCCAGCUCCUGCAGCGAGAGCAGCCUCUGCAGCCAGGAGCCUCCGCGGAGGAGGGUGAUGUCAGACACCUUUCCUCUACUUGGCAACAAAUCACAGCCCCCCAGAAUAUCUUCAGCAAGAAGCAGAGAGACUAAUGUGACAGAACAUACCUCCAGCACGGGACUAAUGCUGCACGAUAAAGGGACUUCAAAUGUCAGCAUAGUUGGGCAGCGUUUGAGAUGUGGCAAUGGGUGUGAUGAUUCUGAAGACAAGAAGCAAAGUGAAGUGUCGCCUACUAUUCUUAAAAGUCAAAACACAGAACACCAAAGAAAUUUUAAGCACUCAAAAGGUUUUACAGGAUCAACUUCUAGUUUUCAGCAAAUCAACAGCCUAGAUUUCAUGUCACCAAGGGUCCUGCCAGAAGCUUCAGUAGCAGUUGUUGGUAAAGGUGUUUUUGGGAGCUCCUCUGCCCUACCGUGCAGCCCGGCGGCGCCGCGCGAGGAGAAGGGAGCGGAGCAGGCGGCGAGAGCGGGCGCCGUGUGCCGGAGCAGCGCCGCUCCUCCGCACGCGGCCAGCGACGGAGGGAUAAAAGUUGCCAUGUCAAAAUCUGCCCAGGAUAAGAUGAGACAGAAGAAAAAAGAACAAAAAGAACAGAAUCACAAAGUGCAACACGAAGUUAAAGACCUCGAAGUAAAAGAAGAAAAUCCCUGGGCAAAACUCAAGCUGAAAGAACCAGAGAAAAUGACAAUAGAAAAUGAAGCUUCUCUUGGAGCUCGAGGGCAGUAUAAAGAGCGGACCCCGUCGGUCACUCACAGUCCGGAAAUAAUGGACCCAUCGGAGCUGCAGCCCUUCUCCAGACCCGAGACGGCGCUGGCAGAAGCACUGAGGCUGUUAGCUGAUGAUGACUGGGAGAAGAAAAUUGAAGGUCUGAACUUUGUGAGAUGUUUGUCUGCCUACCAUGCGGAUAUUCUGACUGUAAAGCUGCAUGAAACAAGUCUGGCUGUGGCUCAAGAGGUCAAGAAUUUACGCUCAGGUGUUUCUCGAGCUGCUGUGGUCUGUUUAGGGGAUUUGUUCACCUACCUGAAAAAGAACAUGGAUCAAGAACUAGAUAAUACAGUAAAAGUCCUCUUGCACAAAGCUGGUGAAUCCAACACUUUUAUAAGGGAAGAUGUAGACAAAGCACUGAAGGCUAUGGUUAAUAACGUGACUCCAGCACGUGCACUUUGUUCUCUGAUAAAUGGAGGGCAAAGCCACCUGCACACGGCGGUGAGGAGAUGCACAGCGCAGCACCUCUCGGACGUCGUGGAGCGCAUGGGCCCGGCGCGGAUCCUGUGUGGUACCAAGGAUGUCACCGACAGGGUCUUGGCGGCCACGGCCAGGUUUGCUCAGGACGGCUCGCAGGAAACAAGGUAUUAUGGGCGAAAGAUGCUCUUCAGUAUGAUGACUCAUCCUGAUUUUGAUAAAAUGCUUGAAAAGUGUGUGCCAGCCAAGGACUUGCCUUACAUUAAGGAGUCUGUUAACAAUCUACGUCAAAAGGGUCUGGGGGAGAUGCCAUUAGAUACCCCCUCAGCAAAAGGAAGACGUUCCCAUACCAGUAGUGUUGGACAUUCAAGGUCAUCCUCUACUUCCAGAGAUGCUCUCAACGUCACUGAGAGGGAGUCUGUAGAAGCUCGUGAAGUUCAAAGAAAAACAGUUCCUCAUAAUUCACUAGAAACUGUGGAAUAUGUUAAAGUCAUUACAGAUUUAUUGAAUGCAAAAGACUUCCGUGAUCGAAUAAAUGGAAUUAAGCAGCUGCUGUCAGAUACAGAGAACAAUCAAGACCUUGUUGUUGCAAACAUUGUGAAGAUCUUUGAUGCUUUCAAGUCUCGCUUGCAUGAUUCUAAUAGUAAAGUGAAUCAGGUGGCUUUGGAGACGAUGCACAAGAUGAUUCCAUUGCUGAAAGACAACUUGUCGCCUGUGAUCAACAUGCUGAUUCCUGCCAUGGUAGACAAUAACCUAAACUCCAAAAAUCCAGGGAUUUAUGCAGCUGUUACAAAUGUUAUUCAGGCUUUAUGUCAACACUUAGACAACUAUCUGCUUCUCCAGCCAUUCUGCACAAAAGCCCAGUUUCUGAACGGAAAAGCAAAACAGGACAUGACAGAAAAGCUCGCUGAUCUGGUGACGGAGCUGUACCCGCGCAAGCCGCACGCCGUGGAGCAGAAGGUGCUCGUCGUCCUGUGGCACCUGCUGGGCAGCACGGCCGCCAGCGGCUCCCUGUGCGGGGCCGGCGGAGACAUUCCAGGAUAUAGUACUGCAAACCAGCUUUAA